GUUUUCUUCAUCUUUUUCAUGCACGCGGUCAUCGUGCUCGCGGCGCUGAGGUUCUGGCCCAGGCUCGUGGGCGGCGGCGUGCCCAACCGCAACGUGUGGCAAAAGUUUAUCGCCACCAAGGAGACCGUGAUCAAGGCUAGGUUCUGGCCGGACAAGUGGCGCAGGUUCAGGGUCGCCAUCCUCGACGACUCCAAGUUGCUCCUCGCGGUAAUGAUCUGGCCGCCCAGCAUGUUCGUCGCGAACGCCACGGACAAGAACGGCAAGUUCUGGUGGCGGUCCAAGACGUGCCCGCGAAAGUCCUUCCUCUCGGUUAACCGAGUCGACGCGAUUUUCCCCCUGCCCGCGGUUGUCGCCGUGCAGGUCUUCGAGGCGAUGCUGAUGCUCGUCAUCGUCGGCGCGUCCAUCUCCGAGUACCCCCACUACCACAACUAUUAUCUGAUCGCGUUCUUGGCCAACAUGGCGUGGCUGGCCGCCGCGGUGGGGUGGAUGAGCGCGGCCAGUCUGUGGAACCCGUUUCUUCCCGAGGGCCCGCCGCUGGGCCUGCCCACGGCGACGCUCCACCCGGGCAGAACACCCGGUCGACCCGCGCGCGAGGAGGAUGAGGAGGAGUGCCCGGGGACCGCGUGGCGUCCCCACGAGGGAUGGGGUGGGGAUACGCCCGCGCCCGCCAGGGGCGUCAAGUCCAUCGGAGGAGCGCUCGCGGCGGCGGCGCCGAGUGGCGGCGAGGGCGCAGUCGCCGCGUCAGUCGACGCCGGGGGCAUCUUCUCGCCCCCCGCCAAGACCCCGCGCGGCGGCCCCGCGGUUCGAGCGUCGUACGCAGCCGGCGACGGACCGCAGGAACGCUGGGACGACGAGAGGGAAGGGGGCGCCGGGGCUGGGAUCCUUCCUAUUGAAACGAUGGUCGAUCCAGAACCCGUGCCGGAGUCUUCGCCUCGAGCGCUCAACUUCACGUCCGUCCCGGAGGAUUUCAAGUACGAUUUCGCCGCCGAGCGGGCCAAGCGACUCGCGGCGGCCAAGGCGCAGCAGGAGGCUGCCGCGCGGGCCCAGCUCGCGGCGCAUCGCAGGACGGACAGCGGCGGGAGCGCGGCGAGCGAGCAAGCCGCGGAGCCGCGGGAGACGGCGUCUCCCGCGGCGCAGCCCAAGGGUGGCAUCUCGUUUGAUCGCCUGCGCGGCGGCUUGGAGAAGAAGGGGGGGUACGUUCCCGGGCAGACGCAGCCGUCCGGGAGGGUGAACACGUCGACCGCGUCCACGGUCAGCUCCCUCGCGACUCCUCCGUUCCCCGGCCGGCACGCGGCGGGCGGGAUGUCCGCGUCGUCGGACACUUCGAUGGCCGUCAACGCGACGCUGACGGCGAGAGACGACGAGAGCGGCGAUCCGUGGUCGGACCCGUGGGGGGGACGCAGGUGACGUCGAGGCGAACGACAAAGUCCAUUCGAUGUUCGAUUUACAGAAAUUUUAUUACCGG
This is a messenger RNA of Micromonas commoda, 1465 nucleotides long. RefSeq lists its product with no specific name. Bases 19 to 1407 code for a protein of 462 amino acids. NCBI's taxonomy places the organism in Eukaryota, Viridiplantae, Chlorophyta, Mamiellophyceae, Mamiellales, Mamiellaceae. The transcript has a single exon. The record is from RefSeq and is a predicted model, not a curated record.